AUGUCAUCAAUACCCCAGAAAAGGCAAGUAAUUGCUGGUUACGAUCCCCCAUUUGACUUUACCCUUUUUUCUUUGGUGGCCUCCGAGACAUUCCUUUUGAUUGGCGAUCCUCAAAUAACUGACGCAUUCUCUUACAAACGAACUGGAAUUCUGCAAACCUUAACCGAAUAUUACAGCGACCGUUACAUGCGCCGUAAUUACAAACUUCUCACAAACAUUCUUCAGCCACAGACAGUCUUUUUUAUGGGUGAUCUGAUGGAUGGCGGACGAGAAUGGGACGAUGAAGGAUGGUACAAGCAGACUGAGCGGUUUAUGCGACUAUUUAAGACUUCAGCAAAGAUGCAAUUCAUGGCAGGCAACCAUGAUAUUGGAUUUGGAAAUGGUGUAACAACUUUUCUUCAAGAGCGAUUCGAAUCUGUCUUUGGACCACCAUCAUACGGCUUGACGACCAAUACACCUUACUCCAUCGUCGUGCUCGACACAGUAUCCUUGAGUUCGAGCGACCCGGCCGUUCGACAAAAGGCUCUUGAUGUCUUGUACGGCCCGCUACCACCAUCUCCUCGGAUAUUGAUGUCUCAUGUGCCGCUUUACCGACCCGACACGGAGUGGUGUGGGCCUUAUCGCGGGCGACAGAAUCCAGGCACGAUCCGCCAAGGCCGCGGAUACCAAUAUCAGAAUCUGCUCACCGAGGAACUAUCGCGCCAGAUCUUGGAACGCGUACAGCCAAUCGCCGUAUUUUCAGGAGAUGACCAUGAUUACUGCGAAGUAACACACACUUACAAAUACGGCGCCGGUUAUGGCUAUAAUGCUGAUAAUGUCAAUGAUAACUAUAAUGAGAAUACUAGCAAUAAUGGUGGCGAUGGUGAAGGCGAUGGUGAAAAGAAUAACGGUAUCAAUUCCGGUGCUAGCAGGAAUAGUGGUACCCGUGCUGCUGCUAGUAAUUAUGAUAUAUUAGAGGUUGUGGAGAUGAGUGUGCCAACAUUUAAUAUGGCCCAGGGUGUGAUUUCUCCAGGCGUGAUGCUGUUGGAUCUGUCGUCGGGAAUAGGAGUCAAGCUGUGUUGGCUUCCAGACCAGAUAUCACUAUUCAUUGGUUAUGGUUGUCUUGCCGGGUUGUCAAUUGGGGUGUUGGCCAUCGUGCAUGGUUGGAGAUGGAUUCGACACCGCCAAAAAACAUCCUCGGGUUUCAAGACCCUCGAGAUGGCUGACGAAAGAUUGAUGAUGUACUCGAGAAAUUCUUCAAUCAAAAACGCACUGGGAUAUUUUGCAAGGGAUUCUUCUAAUGCGCGUGCAUGCAUGCGGGUAUGCGGGUAUGCGGUUCUUGUGAUGAGCAAGGAUGAUAUUGAAUAGAUCGAAAUUUAAAAGUAAAAAGAAGAAGAAGAAAAAGGGGGGGUGAUUGUGAUGGUGCUUGUGAUGGUGGUGGUGAUAAUAAUAAUAGAGAACUGAGAACUGAGAGAAGGAAUAUUCGUGUAAAAAAAAGAGUAAAAGCAAAGCAAAAAUAAAGCAAAGUAAAAGCAAAGCAAAGAUUGGCUAGGCUAUUCCGUGUUUACAUAUUGGUCAGUGUCUUCGAGAAUAUUUGAGUUGAGAUGCAUCCUUGGCAAGCCACCACACAAAACAGCACCUGUGUCGUAGCGCGAAUGUAGGGUCGAUUGGAGAGUCGAUUGGAGAGAAGACUGCAUGGUGACAUUUGUCAUGUUUGACGGGUUUCCGUUCAUCGACGAAUUGAGGGAGUUGUUGUUUCUGAUAUUGCCAUUGGGUCCCACAAGAUUUGCCAUGUCAGAGUUGUUAUCGACCAUGCCCAUGACAUUCGACACACCAGUCAUGCCAUUUGUUUGUUUUUGAGGGUUUCCAGAAGGAUUGCCCAUACCAACACCCAUACCCAUACCAACGUUAACACCAACAUUGCCGCCAUUACCAUUACCACCACCACCAUUACCGGCAGCGGCGGCGGCAGCAGCAGCAGAGGCAGCAGCAGCAGAGCGAUACUUUUGACGAGUGCCUCUUCCCAUGGGAUGAUCAACCUGAGCGGCGUAAACUUGCAUUUCACGGGC
Molecule: messenger RNA, 2048 nt
Organism: Phycomyces blakesleeanus NRRL 1555(-)
Lineage: Eukaryota; Fungi; Mucoromycota; Mucoromycetes; Mucorales; Phycomycetaceae
Exons: 5
Coding region: 1-1347 (448 amino acids)
Biological process (GO): GPI anchor biosynthetic process
Cellular component (GO): endoplasmic reticulum
Molecular function (GO): hydrolase activity
Source: RefSeq, a predicted model, not a curated record